GUCGUGAUUGGAUCGGUACAAAAUCUCUCACUCUCUCCCUCGUUUUCUUUCUCUCUCUCUCUCUCUCGCUCGCUUGCUAUAGUAGCUUAAAACAUUCAAGAACAAAGAGAAGAAGAAGAAGAAGAAAGCCGAAGAAGAAAGCCAUAGAAGUGUUUUUGGUUUAAACCAGAGCCAAACCCAAUCAUGAAUUCGCGCUGAUUCAAUAGGGUGUCUUUGGCUCUGUUCGUUCUUUCUAUCUCUGUUUCUGCAAUCUUCAUCUCUAGUCUCUUCUGUGUAGCGAGUCCGGGGUUUAAGAAUGUCCAGGCCUUUGCCUCUGCAUCGUGGCGUAUCUUCUGGGACACGAGGCUCUGGAGGGAGCAAUGAUUUCAGCGACUCUCAAAUGAAAGAUAAAACAGAGAAGGAUGAUUUGGAUAGAAGAGGUCCAUCUGAUCAGAGUGCCUUUGGGAUGAAGCUGCCCAUCCGGGUACUUUUCCCAGAAAAUUCUCCUUCCAAAUAUGGGAGUACUGAAAAUGGUUUUGCUUCUGAUCCCCUCACUCCAAGAAACCGACACAAAUUGGCAAUGCUACUUCUGAAGCUCAGUUUAGCAUUCAUUAUACUUGUUGCACUUUCCGGAUCAUUUUGGUGGACAUUAUCCAUUUCAACAUCUUCAAGAGGACAAAUAUUUGUUGGUUAUAGGCGACUUCAAGAACAACUUGUUUCAGACCUGUGGGAUAUCGGGGAGCUCUCUCUUGGUUCUUCUAGGGUGAAAGACAUGGAAUUCUGUCCUCAGGAGCUUGAAAAUCAUGUUCCAUGCUACAAGAAUAAUGUCUCAGAGAAUGGUGCGUUAGCUUUAUCUGAUGGCCAGGAGUACCCGCGGAAUUGCAUGCGUGGGAUGAAACAAAAUUGUUUGGUUCUUCCACCUGCAAACUAUAAGAUCCCUCUUAGGUGGCCUACUGGAAGAGAUAUCAUUUGGUUGGCAAAUGUGAAAAUUACCGCUGAGGAGGUCCUUUCCUCUGGAAGCUUGACCAAGAGAAUGAUGUUGUUGGAUAAAGAGCAGAUUUCUUUCCGUUCAGCCUCGCCCAUGUUUGAUGGUGUGGAAGACUACUCUCAUCAAAUUGCAGAAAUGUUAGGUCUGAGAAAUGAAUCUAACUUCAUUGAAGCUGGGGUAAGAACCGUCCUUGAUAUAGGGUGUGGUUAUGGUAGCUUUGGAGCACAUCUCUUUUCUAAACAGCUGUUAACUAUGUGCAUUGCAAACUAUGAGGCUUCAGGCAGUCAAGUUCAGCUAACUCUUGAAAGAGGUCUUCCUGCAAUGGUUGGAUCUCUUACCUCAAAACAGCUGCCGUAUCCAUCUCUCUCUUUUGAUAUGCUGCAUUGUGCACGAUGUGGCAUUGACUGGGAUAAAAAAGAUGGUAUGCUCCUGAUUGAAGUUGAUAGAGUUCUAAAGCCUGGUGGAUACUUUGUUUGGACGUCACCACUAACCAAUGUUCAAACAUACCAUCGUAACAAAGAGAAUCAAAAAAGGUGGAACUUUGUUCAUGAUUUUGCAGAAGGUCUCUGUUGGGAGAUGUUGUCUCAACAAGAUGAAACUGUUGUGUGGAAGAAGACAAGUAAAAAGAAGUGUUAUAGUGCACGGAAGCCUGGUUCUGGCCCUGCUUUAUGCAGCAGAGGCCAUGAUGUUGAAUCUCCAUAUUAUCGACCCCUUCAAGCUUGCAUUGGAGGAACACAAAGCCGCAGGUGGAUUCCUAUUCAAGAGAGGAGGAUCUGGCCUUCUAGAGCUAAUCUUAACAAGAAUGAACUUGCAAUAUAUGGUUUACACCCAGAAGAAUUGGCUGAAGAUGCUGAAAAUUGGAAAAUGGCAGUACGUAAUUAUUGGUCACUGCUGUCACCUUUAAUAUUCUCAGAUCAUCCAAAGAGGCCUGGUGAUGAGGAUCCGUCACCACCUUAUAACAUGGUUAGGAAUGUGCUUGACAUGAAUGCUCAAUAUGGUGGUUUUAAUUCUGCACUACUGGAAGCUGGAAAGUCUGUAUGGGUCAUGAAUGUUAUUCCAACGAGCGGACCUAACUAUCUUCCCUUGAUACUUGACCGGGGUUAUGUUGGUGUUUUACAUGAUUGGUGUGAAGCAUUUCCAACGUACCCAAGAACUUAUGAUAUGGUGCAUGCAGAAGGUCUUCUAUCUCUUGAAACUAAGCAGCAGCACAGGUGUACCAUGCUUGAUCUAUUUGCUGAAAUCGAUCGCGUACUUCGUCCAGAGGGUUGGGUGAUAUUCCGUGACAGAGCUCCUCUUAUUGAAACAGCAAGAGCUCUGACGACAGGGCUAAAGUGGGAUGCCAGAGUUAUAGAGAUGGAGAGUAACAGUGAUGAGAGGCUCCUUAUCUGCCAAAAGCCUUUCUUCAAGAGACAAGCAAUCUAGCUUUUUGGGUUUCCAAAGAUAGCCUGAGAAGUUUUUUAGUUCACAGUAUUCAUAUUCAUUUACUGAUGUUAUUUAAUCAUCAUAAAGCUCCGCCAAAGAAGGGUGGGAAAUCCAAAAUUUUGAACAGAAGAAGACACCAGAAAGAAAGGAAAAACAUAACAUUUGGUACGAUCAAUCGACCGCAAACUCCUGUGGAGCCGUAAGGCGUUCAUGGGGCAUGUAAUUAUGCUAUUGAGGCGCAGAGCAGGUGAGAAUUAUAGGGGUUAGUUUUGAUUUUCAAUGUGAUGUCUCAUUAUACCUACACAACCAAGUCAUUAAGAUUGUGAAGAUUAUUACCCAAAAAAAAAAAAAAAACAGAAUAAGCAAGUGCAGUUUGCUUUUAGUGUAUAAAAUGCAUGGCAUUGCAUUCAAGUAAAUGGCAAAAACAAAAUUUAUAUAUUUUCUUCUCCUGUAUCUGUUUUUUUUCCUAGAUUAAAUUUUUUUUUGGUGGGGGUUAAUCUCAAUAUCUGCUUAAGUAUGGUGUUUUGCAACAUUCAAUUUGUAUUGUUUGGUAGAAUAAAUUUUACACUUUUGGAACUUCAUUUUCAAUGAAUGAGUGUUGAAUAUUAUGAGUUUCUUGCA
Molecule: messenger RNA, 3010 nt
Organism: Humulus lupulus (European hop)
Lineage: Eukaryota; Viridiplantae; Streptophyta; Magnoliopsida; Rosales; Cannabaceae
Product: probable pectin methyltransferase QUA2
Exons: 9
Coding region: 296-2389 (697 amino acids)
Cellular component (GO): cytoplasm
Molecular function (GO): methyltransferase activity
Source: RefSeq, a predicted model, not a curated record